AUGGAGUCUACUCAGACAUAUCUUUUCUUCUCGCCUAGCUCGGUUCUGGUGGCCUUGGUGACACUCGCCUUUUUAAUUCACCGAGCAUGGCCGCGAUUUGUCCAACCGGGCCAGUCCGAUAAGCUGCCGCAGUCUACCUCAAAUCCAACCAUUGAUUCGGAUCUGGCUGUGUCAAAGGAGCCGGAACUCCCAGAGGGAUGGUGGUCAAGUCGGGACGUUUUUGAGCUUGAGCGUCGUGGGCUUUUCAGUCAAACGUGGAUAUACCUCGCACACACUGCCCAGUUCAACAAACCUGGCGCAUAUCAAUCCUUCGACCUUGCCGGGUUUCCAGUUUUCUUGAUCCGCGGAAAAGACGACAAGAUCCGUGCUUUCCAUAAUGUCUGUCGCCAUCGUGCUUAUACGAUUACCAGAAAAGAGACUGGUGCGUCGACUGUCUUGGGCUGUCGAUAUCAUGGGUGGAGCUACGACACCACUGGCCGGUUGGUCAAAGCACCCCAAUUUGACGAUGUGCCUGGGUUCGACAAGUCGCAGAACAGUCUUUUUGAAGUUCACACACAUACCACUGAUCAUGGCAUGGUGCUUGUGAACCUAAAAGCAGAGGACCGAACAGAACUAAGCGAGGAGCAAUUAUCAUCUUUGAAUAAUUUCGCUCGCAAAUCUGCUCCACGCAAAAGCUUGUCUUGGGUUGCUGGUCGGACAGUGCCCGGUGACUUUAAUUGGAAAAUGGCUACAAAACCCUCGUAUCUUGAUUUCUUUACCCGAGAGUUGGAGAGCCAGGCACCCCGGAUCUUUGGUCCUUCUCCUAUUAUGAAAGUGAUUAGACGGAUCAUGGGAAGUAACCCCGUCGAUGAUAGCUCCUUAUUCCCAGCCACCUUCUUCUAUCACUUUGUCGAUACUGAACUAUGGUUUGCUUUGUCCUUCCUGCCGGCCACGGAGACGAAGACGCAAAUUCGAUAUGACAUCUUCUCUCGAUCUCCUGUGAGCGAGAUCGCAGCUGAGACCAUAUCCAAAACGUUUGAGAAUGUAUCAAAUAGUCUCAUUCGCCAAAUCGAACAGCAGUAUCGACAAGUUUGCAAGGCACAAAGCAUACCCAUCGAGUUCAUCGGGCAGAACACUCAUCAAAUUUUGCGUCGGGUGCAAGAUCACAGAAAGUUGGAGAGAUUACAGGGUGCCCAGGUCAUUCCAGCUAUGCAAAAGCCAAAAGGAAGCAAUCUUUUCCAACAGGCCGAAAAGCUUUGUAAAGAGCUAGACUGCGUGAGCGGCGGAGCACAGAGUGGCACUUCUCCUGGUGUUCUCGACUGGUGA
Molecule: messenger RNA, 1305 nt
Organism: Penicillium brevicompactum
Lineage: Eukaryota; Fungi; Ascomycota; Eurotiomycetes; Eurotiales; Aspergillaceae
Product: putative iron-sulfur cluster-binding protein
Exons: 6
Coding region: 1-1305 (434 amino acids)
Molecular function (GO): 2 iron, 2 sulfur cluster binding; iron ion binding
Source: RefSeq, a predicted model, not a curated record